Molecule: messenger RNA, 645 nt
Organism: Colletotrichum higginsianum IMI 349063
Lineage: Eukaryota; Fungi; Ascomycota; Sordariomycetes; Glomerellales; Glomerellaceae
Exons: 1
Coding region: 1-645 (214 amino acids)
Source: RefSeq, a predicted model, not a curated record
AUGGGAACGAUUCAAAUCGGCUCAGCCAUUGUGCUUACUUGGGCCUCAACACCAAUCAAAAUAUCCUGCUCUGUAACCUCACGCCUCGCUUCGUUGAAGCGGUUCACCCCGGCUCUCACCCGCGCCUUCACUCACUCGCUCGCCCGUGAUCCCGGCAAUAAUAUUGGAGUUCUUGUCCCCGUCGUAUCCCAAUGUCUCGAGAAAGCUGCUCUGUACCGGCCGCAGCCCAAGGCUGUCUUCGGGACGCGAAGCGCAGCACUCCCAAGCGAUCGACGCCGGCUUCGUCAAGGGGCGGAACUACGACUCUGUGGAUGCUGCUAUGAACCGGCGCCAGGCGGCGAAGUAGUUUGGCAGCUUCAGGACGGUAGCGAACAGCGUCAGAAGCUUGGCUUACUUGCUUUUCUGGGGCGCAUGGGGCAACGCAAGGCCUCGGUCGUUGAGGAUGGUGAGUACGAGAACGAGAACGAAUUGCCCAGAACGAGGCCUCGGCCAAUCUGGAUCUCGGAGCGUAUCCCUCAAGGCGCAAAAUACUCACUAAGCUAUGAAAUGUCGCGUUUCAAAGACAAGUGCCCGCACCAAUGCAGGAACCACUUCUCAGCCAGAUCCGUCACAGAUACCGUUUGCCCGUCAUUACGCACUCGUUAG